Messenger RNA from Perca flavescens (yellow perch), 846 nucleotides. RefSeq lists its product as uncharacterized. The transcript is spliced from 2 exons. The record is from RefSeq and is a predicted model, not a curated record. The coding region runs from base 124 to 846 and encodes 240 amino acids. Lineage: Eukaryota; Metazoa; Chordata; Actinopteri; Perciformes; Percidae.
AAUUGACAAAAAUAGUUCCAAUAAGCUUAUUUGUGAAAGUCUUGACAAGCUUAAUGACUAUGCUCCACUUUCUUUUUACCACAGAGGUGCAAGGUUACUCAUCCCACUCAAGCAUAUGCCACUAUGGAGCUUGUGAAAGAAUUAGUUCAGAAAGCUAUGCCAUCGCUCAGUAAUCAUGAAAUGGACUUACUCAUAGCGAGACUGGAGGAGAUUGGAGUAAACAAUGUAGAUGACCUUAACUUUGUCAAGACUGAGGAUGUCGAUGGAAUUCUGCCACCCAUUCAGCAGAGAAGACUAAUUCAAGCUUUCACUGCAGAGUCACAAGCUGUACUUGGCUCUGCUUCGACAUCUCUGCAACAAAAUGUCCAUCUGCCCCAAACUCCACCUCCGACACCUGGUCCCAUGGAGGAUUCUCCAUCCCGGGAGACAUAUGAUGUCCCAUGGCACAAAAUGCCCCCAAACCUCAUGCUUGCCUUAAGUGAAAAGAAAAGACCAAAGCCUAAAGAGAGAAGAGAGCUGGUUCGUAUAGUCAUUGACGAUGUACUCCGUAAAGAGCGUGGCAGGCCUGGAAGAGCAAAGCUGCGGGAGAUUGCCAAGAAGAUUGUAGAACAAUAUCCCUGCUCUUUUCAAGACAGAGAGCUCAAUGGAACUAAAGUCAUUGGAACAGGAUGUGAUGCUCUCUUCAUACAGCUAGAAAACAGACUUGAAAAUAUUAGAAGGCCAUUUACCUUCAGCUCAACAAAGAGGCCAGCAGAGGGUGAAGACGCAGUGAGAAAAAAAAAGUCUACACUCUCAGAUCGUUAUGGAUGUGUGAGUGGCAGUGGCAGCCUGUUGUUGAGGAUAUAG